AUGAGGACGGCUUGGCCACAAAUGGAGCGCACUCAGGUUUCUCCCGUGACUCCAGUUACCUUCAGCUAUGACUACUAUGAGGACAACUGCCAGCAUCAACAUUUGGAUCAGAUGUCUACUUUCCUCCCUGUUCUGUACACCACCGUGUUCCUGGUUGGCAUCAUCGGCAACUCCAUCUUAAUAGUAGCCUUGGUCUUCAAGCGACGAAUCCAGAGGCUGAUUGAUGUCUUCAUCAUCAACCUCGCCGCUUCCGACUUCAUCUUCCUCAUCACGCUGCCAUUCUGGGUGGACAAGGAGGUGUCAGAUGAGAGCUGGAGGGUAGGCUCUUUCCUCUGCAAAGCCAGUUCCUAUGUCAUCUCAGUUAACAUGUACUGCAGCAUCCUCCUCCUCACCUGCAUGAGUGCAGACCGGUACCUUGCUAUCAUGUAUCCCUCUACAGCCAGAAGGGUGAGAACAAGAUCCUACGCCAGUGGGCUCUGCAUGGGCGUCUGGCUCUUAUCGUGCUGCUUGGGGGUGCCAACUCUCUUGUCGAGGGAACUGAGGGAGCACUACGGAAAGACGUACUGCACAGACAAAGCCAUGACAGAGGCAAAGCAGAUGGCAUCACUCAUGAUUUUAAUCCUGGCCUUCUUUUUCCCGCUGCUGAGUAUCUUAACCUUUUACUGCUCCAUCACCAGGAAACUGUGUGUGCAUUAUCAGAAGUCUGGGAAACAUGAUAAGAAACUGAGGAAGUCCAUCAAGAUAGUCUUCAUUGUAGUGGCCGCUUUUGUCGUCUCCUGGGUCCCCUUCAACCUUUUCAAGCUUAUGGCCAUCGUUUUGGGCCUCCUGAAGCCGCCUGACUGUUUUCCUGACCUGGUUGCCCAGCUGGGCCUGAAGGUGAGCAGCCCUUUUGCGUUUGCCAACAGCUGUGCCAACCCUUUCAUAUACUAUUGCUUUGACAACUAUAUUCGCAGAGCCAUGCUCAGGUGCCUGUGUCCGUGGCUCAAAAUGGGCAGUAGCAGCAGCAACUCUGAUACCUUGGACACACGCCUGAGUCAUUCCUUAUCCAACUUUGUAGGAGGGGAAUAUGCCACCAGAAAGAGGAAGCGGUCAGUGUCCCUCUGA
Molecule: messenger RNA, 1104 nt
Organism: Tinamus guttatus (white-throated tinamou)
Lineage: Eukaryota; Metazoa; Chordata; Aves; Tinamiformes; Tinamidae
Gene: GPR15
Product: G protein-coupled receptor 15
Biological process (GO): immune response; calcium-mediated signaling; positive regulation of cytosolic calcium ion concentration
Cellular component (GO): membrane; external side of plasma membrane
Molecular function (GO): C-C chemokine receptor activity; C-C chemokine binding
Source: RefSeq, a predicted model, not a curated record